This is a messenger RNA of Daphnia magna, 1711 nucleotides long. RefSeq names its product chymotrypsin-1. The coding region runs from base 385 to 1545 and encodes 386 amino acids. Gene Ontology annotation, biological process: proteolysis. Gene Ontology annotation, molecular function: serine-type endopeptidase activity. Lineage: Eukaryota; Metazoa; Arthropoda; Branchiopoda; Diplostraca; Daphniidae. The transcript has 8 exons. The record is from RefSeq and is a predicted model, not a curated record.
GAAACUUCCGCAUUUAAAAUCAUCAAGAAUUGCGCUUUUGGCUCUCAAGGGGGCAGCUCACGAAAUAGCCGUUCUUCUCAGGUUCGGUCACCAUCGAGUGUGGCUGUGUUAAAGCUUUUCUUUAGGAAAGAAUGAAACAACAAACUAAAACAUCGUAAAGUGGAACGCUGACGAUCGAGCAGCUAGUUUACUCAAGUGUUGUUGUCUCGGAAAGGAAAAGGGAAAAAUCAAGUUCUGCCAGUUCGUUCUAUUGUUUGGUUGUGAACGAGCGUAGGGCAUCAGCACGCAGUUUUUUUUUUUUUUUAGAUCGGCAUAGAUAUAGCCUCAUCAGAAAUCCGUUAAUUCCGUCGAGUCGAUUGAACUUCUAUUCAACGUGCGGAUGAAAUGGAAGUGUCAGUUUCUAAUUGGAUACUCGUUGGAGUGCUGCUUUUGUUCCAUGCUCUAGCCACUGAAUCAUUGGUUUUUGAAACGGAUGACGCUAUUGUCGUCAAGGCGGGUACCAGACAUUCACCCAACCAAAACGUUGAAUUUGCCCGAACAUCCAAAUCUAGUGACCAGCAGCAGAAAAAUUCAGACGUGAGUGAAUGUCUAACGUAUGACGGACAUUCAGGUGUUUGCUUACCCGUAUCAGAAUGCUAUCCUUACACCGAAGCGCACAGAUCAAUCGACAACCUCGAUACGUGGGUAAUCGGCACCCGUGGUACGUGCAAUUACGUCGAGCCCAGUGGCAAACAGAUUUACGGAGUAUGCUGUCAUGCCUCGCAAAGGUAUAACCGCACAACAAAAUUAGAAAAUUCUUUUGAAAAUGAAACGGACUAUAUUGACGCGACGUCACGUAUCGUUGGAGGCUGGAAUUCAUACACUGGAGAGUACCCGUUUAUGGCAGGUAUUAUGGGUAACGGAAAGGUCUAUUGCGGAGGCUCCUUGCUUGACAGUAUACACAUUUUAACAGCAGCGCACUGCGUUCACAGGUUGACACCACAAGGCGUUGCCCAGCUCACGGUCAUUAUGGGAGCCGUGGAUUUAAGAGAUCCGACCAUGGUUAUCAGACGAGUGCAUAGCAUUACACGCCACAAGGCAUUCGAUGCCACCAAAUUGUAUAACGAUAUUGCGUUAGUGACCAUGGAUUCGCCAGUCCAGUACAGCAACAUUUUAUCACCUGUAUGUCUCUACGACGACGUAGGUGUCAAUCACGAUGGAAAAGAAGCCGUGGCUAUCGGUUGGGGAAACAUUAGAGACGGUGGGCCCAGGGCGGAAACGUUGCAGAAAGUUUCACUUCAAAUCAAAUCGCAACAAGAUUGCCGACAAAAUUUCGGCACUCGAGCCCCGGGUGGCAUCGUGGAUCAUUUCAUUUGUGCCACAGCUCCAAGGAAGGACUCUUGUGCUGGUGAUAGUGGUGGUCCUCUGAUGAUGAACCGUGGCAACCGGCAAUGUCAAGUAGGAAUCGUGAGUUGGGGAAUCGGUUGUGCAACCGACACGUACGGAGUGUACACACGCAUCUCGUCUUUCUCCGAAUGGAUCAACCGCAAUAGAAUUCGAUUUUAGAUUGGAUGGAAACAUCACAACAAGAGGAAACAUCUUUUAAACACAAGGAAUUCACCCCCGGUUGCGUUUACGUUUUGGGGAUGUUUCCCUUUUUAUUUUAUUUUCCAGAAUUUUGUUAACGAUUUGUACCGAACGAAAAAAAUAAAGAUUGUGAUUUUCUCAUCGA